UGUAAACAUGCGAUUAAAUCCGACUGCUAAUGGCGUGCAAGUUAAACUGUGAUAUGUUUUCAUCCCGCUAGCUCGUUUGACAUCGAAUAGUUUAAUAUUGACGUCUAAUGCUGGAUUGUCAACAAAUUAGACAAUAGAUUCUGAAUUAUCACCGAGCCACACAGGCUAACAUUAUCGUGCUAACGUUAGCUUGACAGCGCGGAGCCAUGCCAGCUCAGACUAUAUUCGUUCGUUCUUUACCAGCUGCAGCUUCAAAUCAGCGUCUUGAGGAAAUAUUUUCUGAAAUUGGUCCAAUAAAGCAGUGCUUCGUGGUCAGAGAGAAAGGCACAGAAACAUGUCGGGGGUUUGGCUAUGUCACAUAUUCCAUGGAGGAAGAUGCAAAGCGAGCUUUGAAAGAAGUAAAAGAAUACGACGGACAGAGAGUUUUUCUGUCAGUAGCGAAGAAAAAAAUAAGAGACAAAAAGAAAACAGGACCUGAAGAGCCAAAUGCAGCACCAAAGGAGAAGGAGCAAAAACCCAAGGGCUUCAGGAAUAAACAGAAAUCAAGACUUAUCAUAAGGAACCUCAGUUUUAAGUGUUCAGAAGAUGACCUGAAGGAGGAAUUUGCCAAGUUUGGAACAGUUCUUGAGGCCAAAAUUCCCCUGAAACCUGAUGGGAAGAUGCGAGGAUUCGCAUUCGUCAUGCUCAAAAAUGUGCCUGAGGCAGCAAAAGCGCUUAAUGCUAUGAACCUGAAGGAGAUCAAAGGUCGGCAGGUAGCAGUUGACUGGGCUAUCCCAAAGGACAAAUUCACUGCCACACAGCCAUCCCCAAUUGCAGGAAAUACGACUACAGUAGAGGCAGCUGGAAAACAGUCAGACUCAGAAAGUGACACUGAAGACGAUGAUAAAAGAAACAAACAAGCGGCACCUGCGAAGAAAAAAGUCAAUUCGAAACCAGCUGUCCAACAAGUGGAUGAUGAUGAUGAUGAUGAUGAUGAUGAUGAUGAUGAAGAUGAUAGUAUGGAACAAGACAGUGAGGAUGACGAGGAGGAGGAGGACGACAACGACGACGAUGAUGAUGAUGAUGAUGCGUCCCAGGAGGGAGAAGACGAUGAUGAUGAGAGUAGCCUUGAUUCAAAUGAGGAUCAAGAUGACAGUCAGGAUGAAGAUGAGGAGGAUGAGGACGACGAAGAAAGGGGAUCAGCUCAGAAGAAAGCCUCGAAGAAACUUCUUCCUUCAGAUGUGAAAGAGGGAAGAACAGUUUUCAUCAGGAACCUGUCCUUUGACACUGAGGAAGAGGGUCUUGAGGAAGUUCUCCUAAAGUACGGAGAGCUUAACUACAUAAAGAUUGUUCUCCACCCAGACACAGAACAUUCAAAGGGUUGUGCAUUUGCUCAGUUUAAGACUAAAGAGGCUGCAGACAAAUGCAUGGCUGCAGCACAGGACGAGGCAGAGAAUGGCGGCAUCCGUGUAGAUGGCAGAAAGCUGUUUAUUGUGGCAGCAGUGAGCAGAGAAGAUGCUGCCAAGCUGAAGGUCAAUAAGGCGAAAGUGGAGACGGGCACCAGGAACCUGUACCUGGCCAGAGAGGGAUUGAUCCGUGCUGGAACCAAGGCUGCAGAGGGUGUACCUGAAGCAGACAUGAUCAAAAGAACCAGAUUUGAAGAAGUAAAGAGGGCCAAGCUUCGGGACAUAAACGUGUUUGUGUCAAAGACUCGUCUGUGUGUCCAUAACCUGCCCAAGUCGGUGGACAAUAAAAAACUCAAAGCCCUCUGCCUUCAAGCCAUUAAGGGCGGCAAGGGAGUCCGCAUCACAGAGUGUCGGGUGAUGUAUGACAAGAAGCCACAGAAGGGUCAGACGAUGGGACAGUCAUUAGGCUACGGCUUUGUCCAGUUCCAGGACCAUGAACAUGCUCUCAGCACACUUCGUUACCUCAACAACAACCCUGAUAUCUUUGGGUCACACAAGAGACCUAUUGUUGAGUUCUCCCUGGAGGAUUCGAGGAAACUGAAAAUAAAGGAAUUGCGACAACAAAAAAACAAGCAGUUUUUCCAAAAUCAUCCUGUGAAAGGAGGAGCAAAACCUCAGUCCCAGCCGGCUGGAGAUGGAGCAGGACCUAGGAAAGGUGGAGGAAAAGCACAGUCCUCAUCAGAGCUGACAGGAAACGAGAGAACUCCCCCUCAAAACCAGAAAAAAGACAGAGGCUACUCCGGCUUCCAGACCAACCCUGAGGUCGAGCACAUAGACUUGGAGAAUGGAAAGAAACGAAAGAAGGUUCUACAUCUGCCUUCUCAUCGGGGACCUAAGAUCAGAAUGCGUGAUAAAGGAAAGCAGCAAGCUCCACCACCCAAGAAAGCAAGACCUGGAUCCAACAGGAGAGAGCACCAAAGACAACAGAUGGAGAAGCCCACACAGCCCAGAAACCAGAAGGUUAAAGCAGAAAAGAAACAUUUCAAGAGAAGGGACGGAGACCCUUUUGACAACCUGGUGGAGCAGUACAAGAAGAAACUGAUGGGUAACAAUGACAGGAACACCAUUAUCAAAAGAAACAAGUGGUUUAAUAGUUAAUACUGUGCGUGUGUGUACUGUAUAUUUGUAUUUUUGUGUGUGUGAAAGAGAAAAUGUGCUGGAAUCUUAAGUCUUUAAGGCUCCAUAUUUAACAUCCUGAGGUUUUACAAUAAAUACAAUACAAUAGUUCUUUUUUUUUCAGAUUAUACAGUAUGUGAUACCCAUCUACUGUACGGUUACUUAAAUUCCAUCAUCCUGUUCCUGCAUUUUCGUAAUCCAUGCUCAUGGAAACACGGAGCAAACUAUUUUACAAUCCAUGUUUGUUUAUUACCACGAAAACAAGCUGAAUUAUGUAAGGAUAGAGUUUUUCUGUGUAUGUCUUUUUAAGAAAAUAUACAAAAACACUUGAAUUAGUGUUUUAUUGUUAAUCUUUACAUUUUUGUAUUAAAUCCUCAUUUGUUUCAGGA
Seriola dumerili (greater amberjack) is the source of this 2950-nucleotide messenger RNA. It is a transcript of the gene rbm28, whose product is annotated as RNA binding motif protein 28. Lineage: Eukaryota; Metazoa; Chordata; Actinopteri; Carangiformes; Carangidae. The record is from RefSeq and is a predicted model, not a curated record. Gene Ontology annotation, molecular function: RNA binding. Bases 207 to 2543 code for a protein of 778 amino acids. The transcript has 20 exons.